Messenger RNA from Physeter macrocephalus (sperm whale), 4986 nucleotides. It is a transcript of the gene KLHDC7B, whose product is annotated as kelch domain containing 7B. Gene Ontology annotation, molecular function: protein binding. The coding region runs from base 343 to 3858 and encodes 1171 amino acids. NCBI's taxonomy places the organism in Eukaryota, Metazoa, Chordata, Mammalia, Artiodactyla, Physeteridae. The transcript has a single exon. The record is from RefSeq and is a predicted model, not a curated record.
AACCUAUGGAAAAGGGGAAGGGGCAGGAGCUGGGCAGGGGCCCGCGGAGGCCCCUGAGCUCCUGGAGCUGCCGCGGGUUAUGCUGUCUCCCGAUACCUCCAGCCAGGCCCUCCUAACAACACCCAAGCCCAGGUGCAGACACAGACCCACCCCUCCCAGGUUGGGCGGCGCACUGGCCCCGGCACAGGGCCACCUUAACUGGGCAGCGCUCUGGGCGGGGCACGUCACGGAUGCCAUCUGCGCGACACCAGGCGGCACCCAGGCCUGAAGCAGGACCCGGUUUGCGCAGCACACAGCUCCCAGCCUGCUGCCCGGCUCCUCGCGCUGGUCUCCGCCCAGACCAUGACCCAGGGCGUCUCGGGGGCUGACGGCCCCGGCUGGGGCUGGGACGGGGAGGGGGACGAAGACUGGGACGGCGCCGUGCUGACCCUGCUGGCGCUGGCUGUGGUGGCCGCCACGGCGCUAGCUUUGCACUGGUUUGGCUCUGGGCAGGACCAGGAGGCGGCAGGUCCAGCAUCCACAGCCCCUCGACCCUCACAGGUGGGAGGACCUGGGCCAGCCCUGCCCCCGAAAUCCAAGGUCAGUGGUGGUGUCGAGGGGCACAGCUCAGGGCAGGGGAAGCCAUGCCCUCCAGGACGUGGCCAGGGGAGCCCAGGCGCAGCAGGGGCCCAGGAUCAGGAGCCCCCGCCAGGUGAAGGUCUGGCUGCCACAGCUACACCUCCUCCACUCAAGACACCUGGUGAGGUGGCCGGCGGAGGGGCCUUGGGACAGCAGCGUGGUAAUGCCAUUCCAGAAGCCCCCCGAGGAAAAGGAAGGGAGCCUCGCAGGCCAGGUGCUGCCCUCCUGGGUCAGAGCAAAGCAGAGGGGACGUCUGCGCCCCUCCUGAUACACUUCACCCCCCGGAGUCCUGGCGGAGAAGUGGAGGUGCAGGUAGAAGCAGGAGGCGUCCAAGCCAAGGCACCAGCUCACCAGGCCCUCGUCCACAUGGUGGAACGGGACACCAGUCCCUGGCAGCAAGGUGUGGCGUCACCUGGCUCACUGGGGAGGGGCCCAGGCAGCCGCCGGUGGCAGGUGGACCGCAGCUCAGGAGAGAGAACCUGCCGCUCCCCAAGGCUGGACCCCCUGUCCCUGGGCACCGUGGUGAGUGUGUGGGAUUCUGUGGGCGCAGCCAGCAGCCUCCCCGCGGGCUCCCAGGGGCUCCCUUUCCCCCAGGAGCUGCCCCCGUCGUACGCCCUGAAGACUAGGCCCCCGAUGGAUGUCUCAGAGAGGGGGCGUGGGAAGAGCAGCCCCCAACCAGCCCCAGUCCUAGCUCUGGACUCAGGAGCCAAAGCUACUGAGAGCAGGGAGGCUGGGACCCUGGCCCCCAGGGAGUCUCAGAGGUCCCCAGCCUCCGUGGAAGGUUGGCCCUGGGUGAGGAGGGAGGUCCUUGUCACCAGGAGCUUCAGCCAGGCCCCAGGCUCCAUGGGCCUAUCACAAGAGGGGCCACAGGGGGGACACCCACUCUUGUCCCAAGGGGAGGGGACCACAGAGGCCAGCACUGCGGGUGAGGCUGGGGCUAACGGCUCUGGAGACCACCCUUUCUUCAGUUCAGGGCCUGGAGGGACAAAGGAGCAAGGGGGCCACAGUGUCAGAGAAGGGGGAGGAUCCCUGCAAGGCCAGGCGGCUGGUGGCUCUGACAGAGGGGAGCGAGCUGCAGAGGUUCGCAGCUGCGUGCCCUCCCUGAGCCCCUCCCCCACAUCCUCUCCGCGCACCCCUAAAUCCCUCCCACCCGGAGCACAUCCCCAUCCAGGUCUCUUGCCUGUAGCCCCAACUCUUCUGAACUCCUCUCUGUCAGUCUCUUUGCCCCCCAGAGUUGGCCAGGGUCCUGCUGAGGAUGAACAUCUCAAAGCAGUGCCAUCCCCUGCCCCAGGCCCAUCCCCUGUCACAGCUGCAGCCCCUGGGCCUGCUAGUGGGUCAAGGCUUGCAUCUCCGAAGCCCAGUGCAGUUCUCUGCAAGGGCAGUCAGGAGGGGCAGUUCUCAACUAGCUGGGGAAACCUUAUUUCGAUGGUUCUUAGGAGUCACCCCUUCCCCAGGCCAGAGAGGCCCCAAGGGACAGUCCCAAGGGCAGCUCUGGAGAGCCCCAGAGACCCCAGCACUGCCACACCCUCUGAGAACAGAGAGUCUGGCUCUUCCCCUGAAAAGGCCGUCCCCAGCCGUGAGGACAGGCGCGGCCCGGCUGGACCGGUCGCAGGGGCAGGCACAGGGGGCCUGGCUGAGGCCGGAGCCCCGCCGCAGCAGAGCAGCGCCGAGACCAACGAGGCCCCCACCGCAGGCCCUCCCUCAGGCCCAAGAGGGGAGAGGAUUGAGGAGAACCAUCCAGACUCGCUGCCGCCUGGAGCUGCAGAACCCAGGGCCCCCUCACGGCCACCGGAGCAGACCCAGCCUGGCUCUGCACCCUCCCCAGUUACAAGGCGGGACUCACAGCCUGUCCCCCGGCCACGGAAACGCAGCUUGUGCGAAAUAUCCCAGAGCUCUGAGGCUGAGGCCAGCCCAGCGGCCCCAGGGCAGCGCCCAGGACAGGAGCCCGGGGAGGGGCCCAGCCGUGCAGGCAGCGGGCAGGUCCUCACCAAGAAGCAGGAGGAGGCCCGAAAACUUGUGGUGUUUCUGCAGAGGCCGGCAGGCUGUGGGAGGGUGGAGGGGCCCCAGCAGCCCGAAUCCCCGGCAGCAGCGGCUCUGCAGCCAUGGCUGGACCUGGGCAGCUGCCUGGAGGCACUGGCCUUUGCCCAGCAGCACGGGGACCCCCGCCUGGCCCAGGAGACCUAUGCCUGGAUGAGUGACAAUCUGCUACACGUGCUGGGAGACCCAAGCCUCUACCGGCAGCUGAGUGGGGCUGACCGGGAGCGCAUCCUGAGCCUUCGGACCAGCCGGGGCCAGGCGGUGCUGGGGGUCCUCGUGCUGCCCAGCCUCUACCGGGUGAGCCGCUCAGGGCUCACAAGGGACCCUCGUGGGGUGGAGGCUCCCGCGGUGCGGCCCGCGCCCCCGCCUCCCCGCACGUACCUGCACGUGUUCCACCCCCGUGAGAACGCGUGGCGGCCCCUGACCCAGGUGCCCCAGGAGGCCCCGCUCCGGGGCUGCGGUCUCUGCACCCUGCACAACUACCUGUUCCUGGCGGGGGGCAUCCGUGGAUCCGGUGCCGAGGCCGUCUGCUCCAACGAGGUCUUCUGCUACAACCCUCUGACCAACAUCUGGAGCCAGGUGCGGCCCAUGCAGCAGGCGCGUGCCCAGCUCAAACUGGUGGCGCUGGACGGGCUGCUCUACGCCAUCGGGGGCGAGUGUCUGUACAGCAUGGAGCGCUACGACCCGCGCACGGACGCCUGGACCUCCCGUGCGCCCCUCCCUGCAGGCACCUUCCCCGUGGCUCACGAAGCUGUGGCCUGCCGGGGGGACAUUUAUGUUACCGGCGGCCACCUCUUCUACCGCCUGCUCAGGUACAGCCCCGCGAAGGACGCGUGGGACGAGUGCCCCUACAGUGCCAGCCACCGGCGGUCCAGCGACAUUGUGGCUCUGGGGGGCUUCCUGUACCGCUUCGACCUGCUGCGGGGCGUGGGCGCCGCGGUGAUGCGCUACAACACCGUGACCAGCUCCUGGAGCCGGGCCGCCUCGCUGCCCCUGCCCGACCCCGCCCCGCUCCGCUGCGCCGCGCUGGGCAACACCAUUUACUGCCUCAACCACCAGGUCACAGCCACCUUCACGGUCUCCGAGGGGACUGCCCAGUUCCAGGCCAAGGAGCUACAGCCUUUUCCCCCGGGGGCCAAAGGGGUCCUCUGCCCAUUCAUCCUGACGCUGCCCCCCGCGGACCCGCUGCAGACCGCCCUCUGAGUGGCUGCUGGAACCCCACGGACUUCAGCGCUACUCUCCGGGGAGACCCUGGGGCGGAGUCUGAGGGCAGGCGGGCCACAGGGAGGAGGCUGUGAUCCAGACCUUUCUGCUGUUGUUCCCGGGACGACUUUCCUUUUCUGUUCCAACAGGCCUCCUGCCUCCGCCUUCCACCCGCUCCCCUCCCCUAGGCCUCUCCCCGCGAGCCCAGGCUCCCUGCACCUGGGGGCUGGUCGCUGGGUGUGCCUAGCCCGGUGUCGUACCUCGCGCCACACCCAAGCUGCUUCCUUCCUCCAGGACUUGAUUCCCUCUCCGGUUACCCAGCGCCUCUGCUGGCUCACCCACCCUCCUCCAGACAGGGAUCCUCUCUCACAGCGCCACCCCGCUGCCCGGGAAUUACCUGCCCGUGGGACUCCCUGCGCUCCGAGAGCCUGACGUGCCCCUGGGCGCCAGGACUUGGCCCACUGAGGAGCCUGGCAACGCCUGCGCCGAGGAAGGAGAUGGCUGGGAGCACAUUCUGCUCCUAGGGUCCGUCCCUGGGGCUCCAGGCCAGGCAAGGAGCCCUCGAGGGGGUGGGAAGGGGACCAGGGAGCACACAAGCGCCCAGAAAAACAUCCUUGCCUCUGGGACUUUCUACCUGUCCUGAGGCCUCUGGGAGCCUGGCUGGCUCUCCCCUGGAACAGCUCUGAAGCCCUCUUUUGUCUGACUGACCUCAAGGGCCUAGAACCCUUGUCUGUGAAAGCGCCCUGCUGGCUCUAGCCCCUGCCCAGACCCCAGCCCAGGCCGUGCAGGACCACUCAGCUCAUACCCCUCUGCAGCCUGGUGGGGUCUCUCCUGCCGGCUCAGCCCCUCCGGAAGCCCGCCCCACUUCCCGCCAGCCGCCUUCCUAGGCGAGGCCUGGGUUUUGCCCUCGUUCUGCCCCUUAUUAGCUGUGUGGAUUGGAAGAGACAUCUAACAUUGCUUUUCUUGUCUGAAACGGGGCUGUGAGAACAUAAGGACACACCCGAGAGUGCCCAGCCUGGUGCCCCAAAUACACAACUGAAUAACUAGUGUUCCCCCUUAUUCGCUUUGGAACUCACUGUAGGAAGGUAAAUAAAUCUGACUGAAUACUGCUGCCUGUCCCACCCUCUG